This is a messenger RNA of Motacilla alba alba, 1975 nucleotides long. RefSeq names its product cAMP-dependent protein kinase inhibitor beta (gene PKIB). Lineage: Eukaryota; Metazoa; Chordata; Aves; Passeriformes; Motacillidae. The record is from RefSeq and is a predicted model, not a curated record. The transcript has 3 exons. Gene Ontology annotation, biological process: negative regulation of cAMP-dependent protein kinase activity. Gene Ontology annotation, cellular component: nucleus; cytoplasm. Bases 427 to 660 code for a protein of 77 amino acids. Gene Ontology annotation, molecular function: cAMP-dependent protein kinase inhibitor activity.
AACAUGUUAAUAUUGUGUUUCCACUGAACACAGUCUUUAAGAUACAGAACUUGCAGCACUCUUCACGGGGCACCAUUUUGGGUGGAAAACGACAAAGACUGCUGGUUCCCGGCCAAGGCUGGGUUUUUCCAAACUCCUGCGUGAAGGCAUGUCCCAGAGGCCAGCAGCCUUGGCAGAGGCGUGCAGCUGCACCACGGCCUCUCCCUGUGCGAGGUAACAAGGCUCGGAGCCAAAAAGGGUCACACAUGGCUACAUCCAGGUGCCAACUUUUUGUCACACGCUCGCUGCUUGCGUCGGGCAGGAGUGGGAGGAUGUCCUGUGUCAUUUUGCUGGUGCAGUUUGAGGGACUGCAGCCAAAAAGAGGAGAAAGAAAAGGGAGUAAAGUCAGCAAAGCUCCAGAUGUUGCUAUGAGGAAAGGAGUCAGCAAUGACUGAUGUAGAGCCUGUGGUCACAGAUUUUGCCUCAUCAGGACGGUCAGGCCGCCGAAACGCCUUACCAGAUAUCCUGGGCUCUCCUGCUGGUGCUGGGACUUCAGACUUGCCACACAAACUGGCUGAGCUCUCUGUUUCAGAAGAUGCAGGAGCAGAGGGUGGAGAAGUGUCAACAUCCAAAGCCUUGCUGGAAAGUCAAGAGGCAGAAGGAAAACGCAAUGAUUCCUAACACCUAAGGACUCCUGGGUUAAUGAAUCCCACCAACAGAUUUCCCAGUUUCCCUGUGUCAGCCCUUCUGAAGUGUGGUAGCAACUUUAGCAGCACAGACAUGACUUUGCAACACACUUGUACCUAGAUGAUUAUGUGGAUGGCAUACAGCUCUUUCCACUGUCAUCCUUCUAAAGCACUGUUCUACAUAUCCAAACAGGAAGAAAACUAAAGAAUGUAUCUCUUGUUUUCAGUUUUCUCUCUUGUUUUGGUUAUAGUAUCAUCCUAACUAAUCUUCUUUGACAGUUCCAAUUAAUAUACCUGCCAGGAACUAAUCAUUGUUUCAAAAUAAAAAUCCUGUUUCUUAAUUUCCCAAACCAGCUACUUUCUCUCUGGCACAGAGGUGUGUUCACUCCCCACAACAUGAUAUUAAGCAUAUAUUAGAUUACAGACAUUAUCUGUAAUUUAUCUCCUGAGAUUUUUGUUCUCAUUAGACAAAUGUAGAUGGCUGUGAGAAAAAAACCAAUUACAUAAAAUAAAAUUUUCUCCUACUCCUGUCAGCAGAAGGUUUUAUUAAGUACAUAAACAUCAGUGUUUGUUUUCAGACUCUCCUUACCUCUAUUUGAUAAUGGCAGAUCAUCUCAGUUCUCCCACUCUUAGCAGUCUCGCCACUUCGGCCAUUCGUUUUCAUGCUGAAUAUUGUAGCUGUUCAUGUGUACCUAAAGUAAAGUAGGUAUGUUUGUAUAUGAUGAAAAUUGUUUAAUCUCACUGUGGAAAUUAAAUAUCUAUAAUCUUUUCUGUCUUUGGUUGAUUUCUUAAUGUUUCUCCUGUAGGACAAUAUUUAAAGUCCAAUAAUGCAUAUUUCUUUUAUUUCAUCUAUGUUAUGCUUUGUUGUCUGCUGACAGUGAAGAUGUUUCAAUCAUUGUAAUUUUUACAAAGAUUUUAGGCAAAGUUUUUUCUCUGCCAAAAGGACUUGUUUUGUUUUGGCGAUCAUGCUCCUGAAAAUACUUGGCACUCAUUCCCUUGUUGUAGGAGACUUAAGAUUCAGGUAUAGACAUGAACCUUCACGAUUCCUUGGGCAGCAGGCACUUAUCAUGAAAACAUCAGAAAACAGCACAAGUACAGCAGUACAUCAUGAAAACAGCAGAAGCAUCUCUGAUGGGUACAUCCCACAUGUGACUGGUAUUCCAUCUGUGAAAUAUGUGUAUAAUCUAAACCUGGCAAAGAGCUUGUAAGAGCUCAGGAGAGCUUGUAAGGCACAACUUUCAUUCCUACUGUGCAUUUACUCAUACCCUAGCUUUUGGGGACCAUUCAAUAAAGGAUCCAGUUUAAUUCAA